This is a messenger RNA of Melanotaenia boesemani (Boeseman's rainbowfish), 7490 nucleotides long. RefSeq names its product shroom family member 1 (gene shroom1). Gene Ontology annotation, biological process: actin filament organization. The record is from RefSeq and is a predicted model, not a curated record. Gene Ontology annotation, molecular function: actin filament binding. The transcript has 9 exons. Lineage: Eukaryota; Metazoa; Chordata; Actinopteri; Atheriniformes; Melanotaeniidae. Bases 526 to 5283 code for a protein of 1585 amino acids. Gene Ontology annotation, cellular component: apical junction complex; adherens junction; cortical actin cytoskeleton.
UCCGCCAUUAAGACGAGCAGACCAAUAAGGUGUCGUGUCUUAUCAACGUGCCCGCCUCCCGCCGCAUCUGAUUGGCUGACUCGGUCCUCCGUUACCUUUCAUCCGCUUCUGUCCCCAGGGAAUAAGGUAAGCUAACCGCGAGGAUAGAAAAAGGAAAGCUCAUUACUAGACGAUGCAAGACGCACCAGUCAUCUACAAAAAGUGACCUGUUCGUAUUAGGCUGUAUGUUUGUUUUUUCUCCCCUCCACUAUUUCUGACUCGAGAAAAGGAAACACUGAGGAAAAUCAGGAGUACAAGUGGGAAAUCGCGAAGUGACCGGAAUGGCCAGGAGCAGCCUGUUUCAAGAGGCUUUAAAGGAGUCAGGAAAAUGACCUAAUUAACAGCUAGCGUAACAGACAGCCUGGUGCAAAUGUGUUGAAUUUCCCCAGUUUCAGCCAUAAGGAGGACACAUGCAUCAGUGCACAAACAGGUACACCAUAUCUACAAACCCUGCCCUCCCCUUCCUGCCAUUUGCCCCAGUCCUCCAUGGAUUCCUACACCUUCCACUUUGAGAGAAUGAGCAACGUGGACCUGCAUCCUCUGAGCCUGCCUGUCAGCCGGCUUUCCCCAGCCAAGUCCAACAGCAGCAUCGUUGAUCAACUUGCCCACCAUCAACACGGCAAAGGAGACUCUGCUUACAGCUCCUUCUCUGGUGGGUCCACAGCCCCAGACUACCCCUCUUCUUUCCUUCCAGACGAUCUACAGUCCAGCUCCUUCAGCCACUAUGCUGAUCUCAAGUAUGUAAAGUCCAUUUGUAAUCCAACUCAGGUACUGCAAUCUGACUCAAAAACCAUGGACCAGCUCUAUCGCUCUGUUGAAGCUAUUUCACAGCAAUAUCACAACAAUGCUAAUGUAAACCACCACAGUUACAAUGGCAACCACAGUUUCCACACCAACAACAAGACACUCAAACAAGAGACACAUUUGGGAGCUCCAUCUCAGAGUGAUCACCCUUCUGUCCGUCCUCCUCCAGUCCCAGCACGCAUUGAUAGUUUCAUAGCCACUAAAAACUUGGAAAACAGCAGAGGUCACCACCACAGUACUGAGUUUCAACCCCAGCAGCCCAGACCCCAUAGUCGACUGCAUCCUCAUGGCCUCAGUUCACCAAAACCUGAAAUAACUAAUGCAAGCAUUUGUAGCUCAAGCUUCAGUUCUGACCCGGUGUACUCGGUGUGGCGAGGCUCUCAGCAGCAGCCACCACAGACCCAACAUCCACCAAGCUACCGACCCCACCUCCAGCCUCAUGAUUCAACCAGAGCAAACCCAGAAUACCUUUUUAUCUCUGAUAACAAAGUUGCCUCGGAGCAGCAGAGGUCAGCAACCAUCCUAAGCCAAUCGCCUCCCAAAAGCACAAGCCAGUCUGAGCACCCAGUGCCCAAACAGCCCCAAAGCAGUGGUGGGUCUAACGGAGACCAUUAUAACAAACACAGCAGCAGCCAUUUUGAAAGUCGGCGCAAAAGUACACACUCUGCUCACGAUCACCUCAGUUCAGAGCCAGCGCGAGCGGCUAGCCCCUGGAACUAUGCUCGAAGUUUAAUCAGCAGCAGCAUCCAGCAUAAAGGCCAGUUCUACUUUGUCACAGGAGUGUGUAAGCUGUCUGAAUCUGGUUUGAGGACACACUCUGCAUCUGUGAGUGGGUCUGAGGCCGGACGUGAGAUCUCCACUAUGUUAGAGACACACCGGCUAAGAGAAAAAGAGAGAUGCCACAGCACAAUGGAUAAUUUAUUUAGACCUCUUCAGGAAAGUUCUCGCUCUUACAGCGGUACAAUCCCAGACGACAGGGAGCCUUUCACUUCUGCGCUCCAGGAAAAGGAUAGCCCCGACCAGGAGAAUCACAGACCAUCCCUCCUCUUGACCCAGUCUGCUGAAAGCCUUGAUGACUCUGAAGAAAAUGACCUGAUGCGAGAUAUUGGCCGCCAUACUGCUAAAAAUCCUAUAUUCUACUGUGGACCUGAUAGAAACUGUCCACCGCAUCCAAGUCUUCUACGUAACGAACAGCCCAACCACAACAAUAGAGAAGAUCCGACAAAAAGAGGGAAAAGGCAGCCCCUGGGAGAUGUCGCCAGUGAAAAGAUAAACAAAGAAACCACCCCACUUCUGUACCAUCUCACUGGAGCCAGCCGGACAGCGUUACAGCCUCAGAGGGAUCCUGGUUUUAGUAUCAAAGGAAAAGAAGUUGUUCUAAACAAAACAAGCCAAGGAGAUGUGGUUGUAAAUAAUAAUGACAGACCUCCACAAGGUGAGAUGUGCAAGAACAAUAGAAGGGAAGAUCCCUCUGUUGCCUGUAACACACUAGAUGAUUCGUUCAAGAAGUACUACAAAGAGAAGCUGAAGGAUGCCCAGUGUAAAGUCCUGAGGGAGACGUCAUUUAAAAGAAGGGACCUGCAGCUGUCUUUGCCGCUCCGCAUCCGGCAAAAACCUGAGCUGAGGCCUGUGGGGAUUCAUUGUUUCUCCUCAUCACAAGACUCCGAAUCUUCCGUAGACACUCUCACUCCUUCUGUGACCUCCGAGGAGACCGAGAAGGGGAGCAUAAAAGACGAAGGCAGAGAGAAACAGAAGUUUGAUAAAGAGACUGAAAAGGAAAAAGGGAGGCCAACAAAUGUGGCACAGCCCCAGGUGGCUCGCAUUGGAGGCAGGAAGAGGCUGACCUCAGAGCAGAAGAAGAUGAGCUACUCUGAACCAGAGAAGCUCAACCAGCUCGGUAGUGCUCCAAAGCACUCUGCUUGCCGCUCCUUUGGCAAUGAAAGUGACAGCCCAUUUACAGUUGAAUGUGACAGAGAGGAGCGCAGCCAGCAAGGAGAGCAGGGACUGGUUGCAACACGGAGGAAGAUGUUUGAGACAAGAGGUCGAGCUCAGUCAGCCCCCAGCGCCUCAAAGACAAACUUAAAGCAUCUGCAGCACAAGGCCUUGGUGGAGUACAUGGAGCGUAAGACGGGGCAAAAAGGGGCUGAACCUCAGCAGCAAGCGCCUCAGUUACCACAUCCACCUAGACAGAGACACUCUCUGGGGGAGAAACCAUUUGACUGGGGUCCUCGGCCGUUAUCAGGGAGCCAUGAAGGUAAAACCAUGAAGAAAAAGCUUCAUAGACCCCACUCAGCAGGCCGCAUCCUGGAUUCCUCCAGCAGCUCCAUCAGGUAUGCCCAGUUCUUCUCAGCACAGUCUUGCUCAGGCCAAUAUGCCAGCCAACAGAAUCCAUCCAGACUGAGGGCGAGUCAAGGUCCAUCUCAGGGAAAGUCUGCUUCAGUGGAAAGUCUCUUGGACCAGCCAGAGCCACCUAGUUUCUUCAGGAACCGAUCCACAUCCAUACCACACGCAUUUCAGACAUGUGACUAUGAAGAGGAUCCAUUACCAGUUAGCACUAUGGAAACCCAGAGUGCACAGAAGAAUCCUGCAGAGGAAUCCACGGUGAAGCCAGCUGCUGAGGGCCAGCAGCGUGUCCGUGUGCUCGCACAGAGAGGGAAGUCCAUGGAGGAGCUUGGAACGUCAAAGUUAACUAAACUUUCAGCCCUGAGUAAAAGCUCUGAGCAGCUGGAUCAGCUGCGGGGGCAUUCAGCUGGACCUAGGGGACCAGAAAAAGACGAGAAGAGUACUUUAUACUUUGCUGAACUAAGAGAAGCCCAGUGGCAGGAAAGAGGGAGGAAUAGGCAAACAGGAAAAGAACUGGAGAUUGUUACUCAGAAGAACACUCAGGGACAGACUCCAAACCAAACCCAGAAAACAACCCUUGUGAAGCAGAGCUCUGAGCCAGGGGAGGAUGCAGGACCAGGAGAAAGGAGUUCUACUACAUCUGAUUCCCCAACCUCCAGCUCCUCUUUACAGGCCAGAGUUCACUCUGCUUCUCCUGGAUCUAAUGCUACUACCACAGAUGAGGUCAGGUCCAAUAGAGCACCAUGUGAGACUUCUUCCAACCCACCUUCCCCCAAAGGUCAAGAGAUCACUGAGACGGAGAUCAGACCCACCUUAUCCACACCCACUCAGACAAAGCUUCCUUGUGAAAGGGCAUCUUGCUCCAGAGCUGGGACUUCUCCUUCUUUGGCUGGAACAGAGAGGGAGCAAACACUAGAUGACCUGAGCAGUGAUUCUCAGCCGCCUGCUUUAACCCAUGAAGUGUCUCUGAGCUGCGGCGUUACCACCGAUCCUUCACUGUGGAUUUUCCCACCAGAAGAAGAGAGCAAAAAGGAGGACCAGCUUUCGUCACUGACAGACAACGUUUUCCAAGAGUCCACCAGCUCCGUUCCUCCAAAGCAGACAAGUGAAUCCUCUGUGUGUCCUUGCACAUCCGCCUCCGAGGCAGACAUCAUUCAGGAGGUGGACGAGCUGAAAGAUCCAGAAAUUGAGGCUGAGAAGGUGGAAGAAGAGGAGGAGAUGGAGGAGAGGGGAACACCGGAAGGAGAAACUGAGAGCGUGGAGAGGCCUGUUGAGAAACCUCAGUGGGAGGAGCUGGUGGAGGCAGUGGUUAAAGCUGACCAAUCACUGGCCAGGGUGCUAUACCCGCUGGCCAAUCGCAAGACAGCGUUGAUGCUGAUGGAGCAGCUGCUGUCAGAAGACACACUGCUGAUGGAGGAGCAUUAUAAGAAGAAACAGGAGCAGAAAGGCGCUGCAGAAGGCACUGAAACGGUUGAAGGAACUGAACCGUCUGCCUUUCCUCCUGCUUCUGACGGCCAGAAAUCUCAAUGUUCAGACCUGCAAAGCAAAGCUGACAUCACUGAGAAGAAGCGUUUGCUGGUGUCAUAUAUCGAGGAGCGUCUGCGUUCACUGGACGAGUUGCGUAGUGCCCUGCAGAUGGAGGUUCAGGAGAACACGGCCUGUGGGGAGGCGCUGGCCGUGCUGGUCCAUGAGCGCUGUCUGCCAGUGGAGCUAGAGCGGUACAACCUCUUCAUCGGAGACCUGGAAAGGGUGGUGAGCCUGCUGCUAUGCCUCUCUGCUCGGCUGGCAAGAGUGCAGAACGCCCUGAGCACUGUGGACCAGCACACAGAUGUUGAGGAAAAGGAAUCUCUGGACAGUCGCCACCGACUGCUGUGCAAACAGAGGGAGGACGCCAAAGAUCUGAAGGAUAACCUGGAUCGCAGAGAGAACCUGGUGUCCACCUUCCUGUCGCGGCAGCUGUCUGCCGAGCAGCUGCAGGACUACCGCCGCUUCGUCCAGACCAAGGCCUCGCUGCUAAUCAGGCAGAAGGACCUGGAGGAGAAGCAGAAGCUGGGAGAGGAGCAGCUGGAGGCCCUUUCCAACAGCAUAAAUCUGUGAGAGGAGAAGGAAGGAACGCUUUCCAUUUUUGUUCGAUUUUUUUUUUGUUCAAAAAGACAUUUUCAGCUCUGCUUUUAAAGCUCCGUUUGCCUGAUUGAGCUCUGGCUGAUUGCUCUUACCGUUUCCACCCAGUUACUUUUCACACAGCUACAAGAGGUCCCAUUACACUCACCAUUCAUGUAUAUAUGUAGGCGGUACAUGAGGUGAGCAGUGACUGUUGAGACUGAUGUGCUGGGAACACCUUCCGCCCAACACCAUCUGCAUAAUCAGCAUCAUGCAUAAAGACUUGUCCCGAUGUUAAAUGUUUUAUUUCACUUUGAACAGAUCUGAACUGUCUGUGUGCCUUGAUUUCAUUGUAGCUGUUAAACAUUUUAUAUUAGAGCUGCUGUGCAGAAACUUUUAGCAAUUCAGAAAACUGUCUUUCACUUUUCACUAAGAUGAUAGUCAUACAGCCCUUUAGCUGCACCUGUGGAAACCUUCUAUAAGCUUUAAAGAUUGUAUCAGAGCAGGAAGGAGGCCUCAGUAGCUUGACAGAGGUUGGUGUACAGUAUCAUGCCAGUAAAAUGUACAAUAGAUGUAGAAGAUUUAAUCUUUUUUUUUUUUUCUAAUGUGCUUAUUUUUAAAUGUAUUUCAAAUUGAGGCACUAAAAACCAAAAAAAAAGGUGAAUGGAAAAAAGCACUUUGUAAAGAUACAUAAAUGCACAUUUCCUUAAAUCAGAUUCUGAAUCUUGUUGAAUUAAAGCCUUUCUCCAUCCGUUCAAACAAUAUUUCUUUUUCCUGUUUGUUACAUCAUUUAAUUUAAUUAGGAAACUUUUUUCAUGUUUUCGUGUUUAAAAGCAUGAAAUAUUGUGUAGAUUUACUUCUCCAGCUAAUUUCAUACUUCUUAUCGAGUCCUGAUGAUUUCAUGCUGGAAUUGUUCCUCAUACACACACACCCCACCCCCCACCCCCCUUUUUGUCCUUUUCUUAAAGAAGUGACAAUAUACUUGAAACACUUAUAUAUUUUAGAGGACAGUCAAUAGUCUUCACUUAAAGUGUCAUAAACUUAUUUUGAUUUCUCUACCUCCACAGUUUUGGUCCCUUUAGACAAACGUUAAAACACUUUUGUUAGUUUCCAUUUACACAACAGUCUCACAGUAAAAAAAAAUAAAAAAUUUCUUGAAAAUAUACACUUGAAUCAUCUAACACCCCCUAACAAACACAAACCUGUUUUAAAUAUUAAUAUCUGUUGGUAGAUUUUAUAGUUUUAUUCAUUUUUUUUCAACCGAAAGCGACAUUAAGUUGUUUAAUGUCAGAUGUGCUGUAUGUGUGAGGUCAUGAAUGUCUUCGUUUUGUGUCUAGUAUUGUGUUAGUUUUAAACAGAAGUCCCCUUAUGUUUGUUAUGUUGGCUUUCACAUAACUUUUGAAGUCAGAAAAUAAUGAAAAAUUGUCAUCCCUCAGGAAAAUGAUGCCUGUUGACUGAAUUGUGCUGAAGUGUGUGAUGUUUAAGUAACAAUUAACACAGUGAGCAUCAUCUGCAGCCCCCACUGACAAAGAAAAGCUGGUUUACUCGGUCAUUUCAGAUGAGGACAAACAGAGAAGAUUAGAAGUCUUUCCACCUUCAGAUAUAUUUUCUUUUUUUGUGUUUUUUUUCCUCCUGCUCAGCCACCAUUCCUGAAACUUUUCUCUAGAGAUUUGUGACUCCAUCUGUCUCAGUUUAUUAAACAACUGAAUGCUUAUUUUGGCCUUUGUGCUGACGCAGAGCUGAAGGGCUGGAAAGACUCAUGUUGCUUCUGCAGCCUGCUGGAAUUCCUGUAGUUUGCAAAAUGACCAACAUUGUGGACAAAAAGAAGACAUGGCAAGAAAGUGAGGAACAGUGUUCCCGAAAAGGAGCAGCAAAUGGAUAAAUCUUCAUUUUAGUUCUUGUUACUGUAUUUAAGAGCUCUCUUCCUUCUCUCUUUAAAUCAAAGCAGUUUGGUUGAAAUCACAUUAAAGGGGGAUUUUAUUUCAAACACUGGCGACGGGUGUCAUUAAUAUGAACACGACUUGUUUUAAAACCGAGAAGGAAAAAUUUUUACCUGAGUUAGUGACAGUGAUGCAGACGUGUUUCUAAAUCUACUCUUCCUGCUAUUUUCACACCCAUUUUUUCUUGAGUUGCUGUUUUGUGCCUGUUUGGGUUUUUUAAAUUCUAUGUUUGUAUUAUUGUGAAUAAAUUAAGCUCUCACUGUC